Messenger RNA from Effrenium voratum, 1643 nucleotides. Lineage: Eukaryota; Dinophyceae; Suessiales; Symbiodiniaceae. The record is from the annotation of a GenBank genome assembly.
AGAUGAGAUAGAUGGUGAUGAAAGACACCUCGAGCGAGGACUCCACAACGGAAUGCAGCACCAGCACCGCAUCGAGUGCAUGCCUCCAAGAGGAGGUGGCCACGAGAUGGUCUGCAGUGCGGCGGCGGGCGUGGUUGAGGUCGGCUGCUGCCACUCUGCUGGCGUUGGCCGCAAUCUUUGUGCCGGUGUGCACGUACGCAGCGUCUGAGAUGUGCUCCCGGGAGGUGGCAAUGCCCUACACACAACAUUCCUUGUCCCUGGAGGAGCCAGCAACGUGGGAGGUGGUCUUCACGGCCAUCAUGUCCAUGAUCUGCCUGGGCCUGGUCUUGUACUCCCAGAUGAAGUGGUGGCUGGCGAGCCCCUUCCUGAUCCUGCUGCGGUGGCACGUGCUGCUGGACGCCGUCAAUGUGUGGCUCUUCCACUACCUCUCCGUUCAACCUUUCUGCGCCGUGACCGCCGAAUGGCAGCUGGCCAUGCUCUCCUGGUUGUCAGUUUUCAGCCAGAUCUUCUUUUGGUGGAAUAAGUUUAUGGGCUUUUACAUUAUCAAGAACCACCUCGGCAUGCUCGAGCGUGCUUUCCAGCGCUCCCUGGGCGCGAGCUUUUUGGAUCUUUUGCACAUGUCGUUUGGCGUGGCAGUGCUCACAGCGAGCGUGCUCUUCGUGGUGUUCAAUGCCAUGCAGGGGGACGCUCACUGGCUUGUCGCUAGCGUCAUAAUCAUUGAGAUUGCAGUGGUGGUCUCCACUUUGUUUGUGAUGGUGCUCAUGAUGCGGGGCUUUGGGUUGGCCUACCGUUAUGCCCGCAUGGAGCGCACAGCUGCCACAAGCGAGGUGCAGAGAGAACUUGCCGCAAAGUCAGUGACAUUCUCGAAGCGGAUGUCUAUAGAGACACCUAUAAACAUGAUUCUGGUGGCUGCGGGCUUUACCAGCCAUGCAGUGUGGCUGAUUCAUGUGCACUUCCCUGGCAAUUCCAUGUGCAAGUUCGGCCCUGCAACAGAACCUGUAUUCCUAUUUAUGGCAGUGCUCUCCCUGACCAACUGCGCGCGAUUUGGCGCGAUUCUGUCGUUGAUGGAAGUCAGUGAGCGCAGGAAAAGGGCGGGCACGUGGCGGAAAGGCUUAUCUAUGAUGCUUUCUUCUUCCAGGGACCUUGAGGAGUGGAGCACCGGGCACCCGGACUGGGAUGCCAAGGUUGCGGACCUGGCCUCGCGCGCGGUGACGCUAGGUGCUUUGUUAGACUUCUACAGCAGUCUGCCGGAGAGAAUGCCGCACUUCGACCCGGAGAAGCACACCACCGAACAGGUAGUGCGCCAGGCGAUCAUCCCCAUGUCUCGAGGCACCAUCCAUGGCGACUGCCCAGCGGCCAUUGUACUCAUGGGCGAGGCCCUGAUGCCAGACCUGAUGGUGACGCACAGCUGGUCCAACCGCUUUGCGUGCCUUGUGGCUGCUGUGGUAGCGGACGCUUUGGAGGUCCCGGGUUACACGAAGGUGCUGCGGGACGGACGGCUGAAGCCAGGGGAGCUGGAGGUGCUCAAGUCCGAGCUCUUCUGGAAAGGCAAGCUGGAGAAGAGAUAUUGGAUAUGCGCAUUCUCCGUGAACCAGCACAUGGGCAUUUGCGGAUUUGUGCCACCGAGCAUGCAGGAAGUGUAA